AUGGCCUUGGGUGAUGAAUCGGAGGUGUUUGAGUCGGAGAACUGUCACGGCGAUGAAACAGAGCGUAACAUGAAGGUGUUGUUCGGAGGUUUCAAGCGUCUGUGUGCUGAUAAGGUUCAACAUGAAGAGAAGCUUGAAUCUAUGGAUAGCGUGUUACGACAGGUGGUUGCAACGUUGGAGAGGAUGGAGAUCCGCGAAGGUAAACGGGUGGAGCAAGGUGAGCACUCUUGUCAGUCACCACGUCACUCGUUUUCUUCCUCUAUGCCUCAACGCGGUGCUGGUGAGUCUCCGAUCUUGUUGGAUAAUAGAUCUAGCUUGAUCAGACGCAUAGAGAUGCCUGUAUUUGAUGGAUCGGGAGUGUAUGAAUGGUUCUCGAAGGUAGAACGUUUUUUUCGUGUAGGGAGGUAUCAGGAUUCAGAUAAGUUGGAUUUGGUAGCGUUGAGUUUAGAAGGAGUUGCGUUGAAAUGGUUUCUUCGGGAGAUGUCGACAUUGGAGUUUAGAGAUUGGAAUUCCUUUGAGCAAAGGUUGUUGGCUCGAUUUGAUCCAGUUAAAAUUCAUUCUUCCCCUGAGGUUCUUAUGCCGACGACAUUGAUUCAUGUGGUUGCUCAUGAAACUGAAUCAAGAUGUACAGAAGAAUUGAUUGAGGAAGAUGAAUCAAGUGUGAGAAAGAAAUCAAAUCCGGAGAUUGUUUUGAUUACCCAAAAGAAAUCGUUUCCACGGUUUCAGAAUGUUGCCACUAUAGUAGUUGGCGAAUUCCAGGAGGGAACAUGGUUCUUUGACGACAAAUCAAAGGACAAUGAAGCCAACAAUUCAUCUGAUAGUAAGCUGAAGUUUGGUGCCUACAAGGUGCUCGACAAAAUUCUCAUUCGAAGUCACAACCUAAAACAGAGGAGGAAGUUGAGUUUGUCUCCUAAAAAUUGGAUGUUUAAGUUCAAAAACAGGAAUUUACAGCAAAAUAGGUCAAAAAUGGAUCCAUGUCAAGCCAUUGAAUUCAGCAAUAUCCAUUACAUGUAUCUUUGUUUUAGUGCUAACGUUGGAUUGGUGAGGAAGAACAAAUCAUUUCAGAGCCUGAGACUAAAGAAGCAAGCACACAUGUCACGGGAUCUUAAGAAGUUAGAAUCUAUAUCUUCCGAGGAGUUACAGCCUGCAUUACCAAUUGUUGAAACACUUGGUGAUGAAGAUAUGGUAGCGUUGCAAUCUGAUCUUCGGAGGUUAGGGGAAGCUAAUUUUGCUACGAUAGAUUCUGCACAGUUGCUAAGAUUGGAUGAUGCCACUUUGAUGAAUUCAGCACUGAAGAGGAAGUGUAGCAAGUCUUGGCACUUUAUAUAUAAACAUUACAAAGUGAGAAUGCAGAAUCUCCAUACCGGGAUCUACAAAACUCAAAGGCCAUGGCAUUGUCUUGUCCAUGAGGCAAACAACACUGAUUCUCAUUUGUGGCAUCGUUGGAAAACCAAAGUUGAGACAUUGCAGGAAAUUUCAGAAUUUCUAAGUUGGGGUUUGGUGCAUUCUCAUUCCAGCGAAGUGAUCAGCUUCUUGGGAUUUUCUCAUGGACCUUUAGUGACAGUUAAUGGCGCCAGUAGUGAUAAAGUUAUUGAUGCAGCAGCAACAUCGAUAUUUUCAGAGGCAAUUGGAUUACAACAAUAUGAGAAAGUGAUGAUCUUGUGUAUGAGGCUGUUUACUUGCAUGACUCUAACGGGUAUGAUGAUUGUGCUAUUCUCCAGCGGGUGUGCUAUAUGUGUUUUUGAGAGUUGUCACAGGCUUACACACAAAUUAAAGAAGGACCAAUCGAUGAGUUUGCACAAUAUUAAGAAAAGGAAGUUUCUCAAAGCAUGGAAAUUCAAGUACAAACAGAAAGUAGACAAGAGAGACAUGGCUGCAUAUCAGAACUCAGAAGCAACACAAAUAAUUCAGAAGCUGGUAGUUUCUUUCUUUCUUUUACUAAGCUUGAGGACAAGCUUGUCUAAAUGGGGGGAGUAUUGAUACGAUUGAUGUAUCAAGAAGAAUGUGAAUGAGAGAAAGCAAAAGAAGACACGUGCAAGUGAGGAGGCACGUGAGAAGAAACUUGCUUGAAGAAGAAGAUAUUUUUAGGAUCUAAAAAUAUCAUGAACAAACUGAGUUCUAGUAUAAAUAAUGGCUCUGAAUGUUUAGAGAGGUUUAUGUUGUUUGUUGUUGAAUGGUAUGAGAGACUUAAGAGCAGAGCUAGUGAUGUGCUAGUCUCUCUCGUAUGGUGUAUUGAGAGCUGAGCUAGUGAUGUGCUAGUCUCUCUCUUGUAUGGUGU
This is a messenger RNA of Arabidopsis thaliana (thale cress), 2278 nucleotides long. RefSeq lists its product as uncharacterized. The record is from RefSeq and is marked reviewed. The transcript has a single exon. Bases 1 to 1980 code for a protein of 659 amino acids. Lineage: Eukaryota; Viridiplantae; Streptophyta; Magnoliopsida; Brassicales; Brassicaceae.